CUUGUCCUGCACUUGCUACGAAAUCUUGCUCUCUUUCUACACACUUGGGAUAGCGAUGAGGUGGACGGCUCCACCAACCCGACGUGAAGUUUCCCUCGCGCUAUUCUCCCUCAUCGUCUUCGCUCUUUCAUAUAAUAUCGACUCUACAGUACGCAUCGUUGGCGUCAGCCGAGAGAACGCGGUCUUGUCCCGGCUUGGUUUCGGCGGCAACAGUGCGCUGGGUCCAGACGGGAUACGUAUUUCCGGUGCACAGGACGCGUUGGAGCGAGCCAUAUACGGCGAAUGGGCCUGGCAGGAAGGAGAGGUCGCCGGAGAUGCUGCUGGCUCUGGUCAGGCCAAGGGUGUGGGCCGUUUCGGUGCCAUGUGGUUAGGGAAACGCGAUAUUGGGGAAGUCAGAAGUCGGACAUUGGGGCAGUUAACCGUGGAUCAGGCUAUCUGGCGGUGGGGCGACGACGUGCCCAGGGGCAAAGUGGUUAAGCAUGUUCCUGGCUACACAACAGUGGACAAUAUUAUUUUAUUCAAUGGGACCAUGAAUAUCGUUACCGAAGAUCCCGAAAGCGUACCGCCGCUGUCGCAUAUAGUCUUAUCCACAGACUUGAACAAAUGGAACGUCCUCACACCUGAUCAAGCGCGACGUAAAUUCGGAUCCUACGGCGGAAGAAUCUCCGGUGUUUCUUGGAUGGGAGCAGACUCUUCCCCGCACAAUUCGACCCUGAUUGCUCUAUGGCGGGCAUACAGCAUGCUUGAUCCUGACAUCGGACCCGAUGGAGUUACCAAGUUGUCUCCUCCCCGACGACUAAUUUAUCCCUAUUAUGGAUUCUUCACCGACCCGAAUCCGGUGCACGCCGAUGUGACCACGAGACGACAGCGAGUGGUCAAUGGAAUUCACCCUGAGCUGGUGAAAGCUGCUUUCCCACAUCUGACUGUCAUGUACUACGGAGACUGGGAGGAUUACCACAAGCUGGGAGCACCGUUUGUUUUUGACCGACUGGUCGUAGCAGACCGGACGGCCGCUACCCAUGGGGUCCGGGAUGACGAGGCUAUUUACGCUGCAGCUUUCAAAGCGCAGGGACCUUCAGAACAUUGGUGGGAACCAGUGCGCCGGACGUUAGCAACGUACUUCGAGGUCUACGGAGCCCAGGCACCGAAGAAGGUCGUCACAUAUGUCUCUCGACAGUCUCAUGCAGAUGGACUCCGACUCAGUCCCAGCGACCACAACGAAUUUGUUGCAGCUUUGAUGGACCUGGAGCGGGAUGGUAUUGAAGUGCAUGUUGUCUCCGAUGUUGAUGGCGAGACAUCCUGGAGUGACCGAUUGCGUGCAAUCACGCGCUCAACAGUUGUGGUCGGUGUUCAUGACAAUGGCUUAGUGGACUGCGCCUUCAUGCAGCGGAAUCCGCAAGCCACAUUGAUGGAACUCUUCCCACCUCAGACUUUCGCCCGAGAUCAGGAAAUCAUCGCUCGAUCGCUCAACAUCCAGUACAUGGCCUGGUGGAACGACAAACGAUUUACAUCCGACAAUCUUCCCGUUGUCUCCCCUCCCCAUGAUCACCAUACUGUGCCUAUCGACAUCUCAGCGAUGAUCAAGUCCAUUCGCCAAACAUUACAUUAGCAUCACUGUAUACUUUCCCAUGAUAUAUUAUGUUCCACGACAGUUUCC
Messenger RNA from Mycena citricolor, 1657 nucleotides. The record is from the annotation of a GenBank genome assembly. Lineage: Eukaryota; Fungi; Basidiomycota; Agaricomycetes; Agaricales; Mycenaceae.